CCGAGUUCACCUGAGCCGCUGGGCUCAACGCCACCAGCUUUGAAAAUAAGAAAAGCGGAGACGCUAGCACCAUACAACGCUGCGUGCGGGAAUGGAUUGUGCAGCGCUCUAGUGUUCAAUGUUCCCGACGACAUAUCGGUGGAAACAUUUAGGCGUGCAAUCAUUGCAGUUAAUGGCAUUGCAGAGAAUGCCUUGCAGGUUCAAAGAUUGACUAAGCGUGUAACCCAAUUUGCGGGUCCCAUCAAACUGAACGCAAAGGAUGAGGAAGUAUUGCAUACUCUCAUAGCUAACCGUGAACAGCUUCGCAGUGCAACAAUGCUAAGCCAGCUUACAUUCGGGCCGCUGAAAAGAAGCUUAGGUUGGGCUGCGACUAAUCCUAACAUCAUUGCAGGCUAUAGGCAACGCGAGCUUGGCGCAUCCAAAAAGAGACAACGAGCUACACCUAACCGCUUAGACAGCAUUGUGUCUAACACUACGAAGGAUCCCAAUGUCAAACGGGCUUGCGGAGCAAACUCACCUAUUCACUCACCGACGACGGCUAUGUCACCCACACAAGCCUUAAUUAGCGCAAGAUCAGUAGACAAACAGUCGCAGCAGCCGGGUUGGGACAAUGCGUUGUUUAGCGUACUUGUAUUUAAUGUUCCGGAUGGCGUAUCGACGGGCGAGCUUCAGAGCACAAUCCUUAAAGUUAACGGUAUCGCGGAAAACUCGGUACACGUUGAGAGGAUGGUCAAAAGAAUCAGUAAAUUCCCAGCCCCAGUCAAAUUGACAGUAGACGAUAGUAGAAUCCUGCGCACUGUAAUAUUGAAUUGUGAACAACUUCGCAAUGCUCUCAAGUUAAGGCAACUUUAUUUUGGCCCACCACGAGGGACACUACCCAACCAUACCCCAGAUACUUGUGAGACGGCAUCGCGUACCACCACCGUUACCAAUUCACCCACGGAGAGCACUGCAUGUGAUAAUUUACGCAGCUCCGAUCAACUACCUGCGCAUCCAGGCUGUUAUGUACCUGCUACAUCCCUCAGACUUUCGCCGCCGGUCCAGAUAAAAUGGCCAAAUAGUCCACUACUUCCUACCCCGCAACCUGCGCAUUUUUUAGGCCAGGUGGGGAUGAGCCGCGACAGUUUCAUCCCGACACCAAACUCCUCGUCGCCCAACUACCAACUGCAAUGCCUUCUCACCCACUUCUUACAACUACUGCAGAUAGCGAAGUAAGCAUCAACGGCUUCAUCUCGUCAUGCGUAAAUCUAAUAGACCCCAAGUGUUCUUUCUCACUUCUACUUAUAAAUGCUAGGUCCCUAAACAAUAAAAUGCAUAUCUUGCGUCCGUUGUCUGUCCUCGCCGACCCUGAUGCAAUAUUUGUCACGGAAACAUGGUUUUCCCCUUAUGCUUCAGAGGAGGACUACUCACUUCCUGACUACCAGCAGUUUAUGCAGUCGCGUACGCACAAACGAGGGGGCGGGUGCGCCAUUUAUGUUAAAAAUACUUACCCAGCAAAAAUGUCCGAAAUGAUGAACGCUGCUGAGGCGAUGGAUUCAGUAUGGAUAACGGCUGAUAUCCUGGGAUCCACGAUAUUAUUUGGGUGUGCUUAUAGACCACCUGAUACCUCAGCUAAGGGUGACAAGGCACUUAUGGAUGCUUUUGCGCAAGCGUCAACUUUUCCCUGCGAUUACAAGCUCGUUGCAGGAGAUUUCAACCUACCUGAGUUAAACUGGUUCUCACCUGCUGCAACAACGAAGUAUGCUGCCCUACAAGCAUGCAUCAAUUUAGGCGGCUGGACGCAACAUGUAUCUGCUCCAACCAGGGAGGAACACAUCCUUGACCUAAUAUUUACUCUCAGCAUCCCAUCAACGCGAGUGGCAGUCGGCCGGGAAUUCCCGGGUAGUGAUCACAGAUUAGUGCAUUGCUCGGUUUACUUAAAGCCACAUACUGCCCACCCAACAGAACCAGGUGCAGUCUUAGUAUACCGCCCGAUGCACCUCGUCAACUGGACAACCUUUGCUGUGCUCGUCCGAUCAAAUAAUUGGGAUGAUUUCUUUAUGUCUGAUUCAGUGGAUCGCUCGGCUGAGCUGUUUUAUGAGGAAAUACUCAACUGUCUCGACUCUCUAGCUCCCGUGUCGCAUUUAAUAAGGCAUUCUUCUAAAAGUAUGACCCAAACCAAAAUGCAUAACAGAAUGCGUCAGCUUAGACGAUCCUAUUACAAAACCUUCAAUUUUGCUCACAUCAUGAGAGCGAACGAGAUGGCAUACCAGUUUUCUGCCAGAGCUAAGCAGCAGAAAACCAAGCAAGAAAUCGCCGCACUAAAUAGUGCGAACAAAGCUAAGAGUCUCAGUUGGCUGCUGCGCUCUCGAACCUCUAACUUUGGACGAAAGUUCUCUACUCUAAAGAUCAGUCCCAACGAAACGUCUAGUGACCCAAGAAUUUUAUGUGAAGCCUUCAGCUCACAUUUUAAAGAAUCUCAGUGUUUGGAAAUAAGCUCAACCUUUCAGGCCAUGAAGGUACCCGGUAGCCAGUCCCUGUCCUUUGUACAGUUUGACCUAAGUAGUGUCCGUUCCGCGAUCUCAACUACCAAGCCAUCCUGGGACCCUGGUCCAGACGGAAUCCCGCCCAGUCUACUUAAGAAUGGUGGUGAAGAUAUCCCUCUGCUUCUUCUGAAAAUCUUUACGUUAUCAAUGCAAAAAGGUCAAUGCCCGGCCGCAUGGAAACAUUCUAUCAUAGUGCCAAGACAUAAGGGCGGAAGCCUACAGGAAGUUGGUAACUAUCGCCCCAUUAACCACACUUCCAUUAUCUCGCGCGUGAUGGAGAAGUUGAUUAAAAAAGCCCUCAUGACUCAUCUUUACGCAGGCGAGCACAUAAAUGAAUCUCAGCACGGGUUUCUAAGUGCUCGGUCUUGUGCAACCUGUCAGCUGGACUUCCUUAAUUUGGUCACCGAGGCCAUUGACUCUAAUCAAUCAGUUGUCAUUCUUUACCUUGAUAUGCAAAAGGCGUUUGACAGGGUACCACACAUGCGCCUGAUGCAUAAGCUAAAGGCUUAUGGGGUAGAAGGUCCUCUAUUAGACUGGUUGGGUUCCUACUUAAUAGGACGUACGCAGUCUGUUAAGGUUGAACAAACUAUAUCCACCCCGACCGCCGUCCCCAGUGGCGUGGUGCAGGGGAGUGUCCUUGGCCCUACCCUAUUUUUGAUUUAUAUCAAUGACCUCUGCAAGAUUUUGCAACACGGUCGCUCCUUUAUCUUUGCUGACGAUGUGAAAGUUGUCUACGACUUUCCCCGUGGCAAUGAAUUUUCCGCAAUAAAUAGUAUCCGUGAGGAUCUUAAUGCACUUGAAAAGUGGUGCGAACACUGGCAAAUGACCUUCUCCGCUCAAAAAUCUAACGUCAUGACCCACAGAUUCUCUAUACCUGCUGGGUCCCUAACAAUAAACGGCAGCACUAUCAAACAGGAUAUCAUAACAACAGAUCUGGGCUUGCGCUACUCUAUGAGCCUCAACUUUGCAGAGCAAGUGCAUUAUCAAGUCGCAAGGGUAAGAGGAUUAUCGUUCCACAUACGCCGUUACAUAGAAAACGCCGAUGCUAGGCUAGAACUUUAUAAGAGUCACGUCAGGCCACAUCUAGAAUAUUGCUCUUUUAUAUGCAGCAAUCUACGUAAGUCAGACCGUGUUCUGCUUGAGAAAGCUCAGCGACGCUUUACGAAGAUGUUGACUCCACCGCAGCAAGCGCUGAAUUACCGACAAAGGUGUGAACACCUUAAAAUUCAGCCGCUAUGGCAAAGGCGCAUUAUCCUUAACAUGUGCUUCUUACAUAAGCUAAUUCAUAGAAAGUUGCACAGUAAUAUCACUUGUCUUAAACUAAGGAGCGCGUCUGAAUCGAGACUCCGAAACAGGGGCCAUUCCAUUACUCCGCUAAAGGCAAAGAAAAGACUGCGGUCUCGUUUCUUCUUGGUUGUGUACGUGAACAUGUGGAACAGGUUGCCUUCCAGAAUAAGAGAAAUCCAAAAUUUGCAGGUCUUCAGGAAGGAGAUACAAAAAUUCCUAUGUUUUGGUAAUCUACAAAGCAUCUUCCAUAUCUGCGAUUCGCAAGACCACUUCUUUGAAACUGGCCCUGAUGUAGCUUGAGGACGCCCAAGAUGUAGUGCAAGACAUCUAAGCACCUUGAGCUCAAAACUCAUCCACAUUCAUUGUGGUUACCAUUCUAGCACCUAAGAGACUUGCACGGUAUCCGUCGCACCCAUUUUCCAGGGUUUAAGAAUAGCAAACGGAAUACAAUAUGAUCUUAUUCUUCAACGACCUCUUCCUUCAAUCCUUAUUUCUUAUCUACAUCUUCAUUCCUUCUCUUCAGACUUACAUUUAUCACUUUCCAACCUCUUGACCACUGGAUCCGUGGAAAAAGUAUUAGGCUUAUGACCUCCAUGGUACUCCUAGUAAACGCAUGCUACCAGACCUAAGCCUUGCAUAGGAUGAUGAAAGCGUUUUCUGCUGCUGAUGCACCCAAGCUUAGCAUUAGAAUUGUCCAAAAUCGUCUAAAUGCCGGCUUUAAAUGAACCUUUAUGUGUCUUCCUAGAUGUCGGUUGCCAGCGGGCCCUAAUUGAAGCUUUUUCAUUAAGUCUGAGCACUAGUUACUAUACUCAGCAGUUUCCAAACACUAUCAGUAGGUAAACAGCAAAAUAAAACAUAUAUCUUUCUUAUUGUUGACAAAGAGCGUACUUUGAAAGUUCUAGGCCCAAGAAUCAGACAUUUUGCUCUCCACUUAUUCUCUCUUGGCCCCAUAUACUUAGCUUUAUCUGGUAUACAUGUGCCUUUCGCUAUUGGCAACACUAGUAGACAGUCAUAAUGAAAACCAGAUCCUCUUCUUUAACUGCUUUUGCUCGUAAAACACUCUCAUUUCCAGAUUUCAUUUCACUGGCACGAAAGCCAACCAACGACAGAGAGGCCCCUGUCACACUGGCUGGCUGGAGCACCAGAAACUUUCCACCACCACUUUUCUUAUCUUGGCCGCCCGUGUAUCAUUUAUCUUUUAGCUGGCUCCAAAGCCUACCAUGCGUUAUGCGUAAUGGUGGGUGAACGACCAGCUCCCACUGGUUUUUGUUACUAUUCUACUCCUGAUUUACCUUAUCGCUCUUUGCUUCGGGUGCUAGAACAGCUCUUGCCAGGCAAAUCACAAAAGAAAUAGUCGGCGUGACAUUAGAGUACCAGUUAACAUUGCCAUCUGGAUGAACACCGCCGGCACUAUCUUCGGAACUUAAGAACGGAGAGAAAUAAAUCAAAAUUCAUCAAAGAGCUGCACAAUAGUGUGCAUCUACACACGAGGCAUAACAAUAACUCAAGUGUGAGCAAGCUCAACCACCAGAAGUAGAGCUGUUAAAGCCCAACCAAUGUAGACCAAAACGGAUUUCACGCCCAAAUGCAAUUAGCUAAAUUUUACUAAAUUUUCCCAUGCUUAUUUCUUUAUUAUUGGUGACAGGCUCCUGUAGCUCACUGAUGUUAGUGACAGAGCCUCAUGAAUAUAGAAAAUCGGCUCUAAGGGAUAAAUCUUGUGAUGUUUAGCCAAGUAAUGUGUCUAUUUUGCAGGCCGAAAUCUGUCAGCCGAUCUGAAAGACCCCCUGGUUUACUCAGGUAGACCUGGCUCAUGCGGUCUUGUUAUAAGCUUUAGUAAAGCUUAGAGGCUUAAAAAAUGCUAAACUCUAUUUUACUGGUUGUUUAUGUGGCUCAGUAUCCCCUGAAAACGGUAUGCCGUGGCCUUCUAACCGUGAGUUAAUUACAGGCUCCCCUGAAUUCCCAUGUAGAUAUAAUAUUCCUUGCUGGAUUUCUAGUGUUUUCGCGCAAAACCAUCCCUUAUUUGCAUAUAUUUAUCAUGUAUGCCUACAAAGUUUACUUUUCGGCCACCUGCGCAGCCCGUAGUUGUCGCAGGGUAUUACGGGCUAAUUAGAGCAUUUCUGGAUAGCCAUGCCCAUCUAGAUCAUAUGCCGCUUCCCUACUUUUUAUGUUUUCUUUUCUUUUUUCUGCUAUCUGCUUGCAAAGCAGAAAGCCAUUUUUAGCGAAAAAUAAAAAUGGCCUUAUUCGUAGACCAUCAUUUAAUUGCGAAUAACUCGCAAAAUACUGCACGUAUUGUGUUGCUUUUAAGUUCAGCGUAUUCAGGCGCUAAAGCUGGUCCAGAUCAGUGCAAUUUUGUGCUACUUUAGGCGGUAUUGUAACUGUAGAAGGGCAUUUUCUUUUAUCUGAGAAUAACUCAGGUUGAAAUUUCGCGCCGGAGAGCAAUAUCAGCGUAAGAAAAGUAGGGCUCUAUUUUUUUGUUAAUUGGUCUUUUUCUACUAAAGCGCGCGGAUUUAUUUACUCUCUUAACAAAUUGUUUCUAUUCUUGCCUGCAUUUAUCGAAAUUUUUUUUAAACUUUUUGUAUGCCUUAUAAUCCCUUCACUCAUUUCUUCCAUGUGCGCAACAACAAUUGGGGCAACUGAGUGGCCAAUUAAUGUGCGAUCAAUUUAAAGUGAACUUUCGGCGAAUUGGAUUCUGUUCCAAGGAGAAAAGGCACAACUCCGCGAAGUUUUUCACAAUAAAAGAACAAGGAGCUCAAGAUCGCCCGAAGGAACCAGAAAACGUCAAGGUGGGCGCCUGAUACCCAGUAGCUGUAUACCAAACAGUGCCAAUGCAUUUGGAAUUUCUAACGAUGAACAUAUAUUUAUAUUUUGCCUACUUCCAUGCAAGAGCAUCGGAUUAAUGUAAGCCUUGAUCUGAACCCUUUAGGGUGCAGCCUCUAGCAGGUCUAGAAAUAUAC
Molecule: messenger RNA, 6766 nt
Organism: Dicrocoelium dendriticum
Lineage: Eukaryota; Metazoa; Platyhelminthes; Trematoda; Plagiorchiida; Dicrocoeliidae
Source: the annotation of a GenBank genome assembly